Messenger RNA from Aspergillus campestris IBT 28561, 1453 nucleotides. RefSeq lists its product as uncharacterized. Bases 1 to 1383 code for a protein of 460 amino acids. The record is from RefSeq and is a predicted model, not a curated record. Lineage: Eukaryota; Fungi; Ascomycota; Eurotiomycetes; Eurotiales; Aspergillaceae. The transcript has 3 exons.
AUGGGACUGCAUGUUAUCGGGCGCUUCCGCGACGCGAUCCAUCGGGUCAAAAAGUAUGGAAAGCGACAGAGGAGGUUGACUUUACAUCAACCCGACAACCACCAGCAGCAGUCCAUCUGGGAGCGGCUGCCCGAUAGCGUCCUGAUCGAGAUCACAUCCCACUGCGAUCUGCUCACAAUCUACAAUCUCCUCUUAACCAGUCGCCUCCUUUCCAGGCGAGUCGGCAAACGGGAAUGCGCCAUCGCCCAAGCAUGGCUCGACCGCCGUCGACGCCACUACCACCACGUCGUCAACCCCAUGGGCGUCUCCCCAGGAGACGACCUGACCUUCAUCGCAGAUCUGUUUCCCCCGCCCCCGCCCACGUACGCGAACGAUGGAGACGCCCCUGACGACCGGGUCGACUAUACAUUCGGAUACCUGGCUGACCUCACCCGAUGCUGGACGACCUGCAUCCGGCUGUCCUACUACCUCGCGGACCAUGUCGUCCAGCAGCAUCUCCAGACUGAUCCCGACGUGCAGCUGGUCUGGUCGUCGUCCAAAACGGAGAAAGAUCUCGUGUAUAGUCGGGGAGUAGGGAUGCUCCAGGCUCGUCUUCUUGCUCCAAUCACCCAUCUGGCCUUCUUCCUCGAAUCCACCGCCUCCGCAGCAAACAACGCCACUACGAUCACCCCCCGAAUCAUAAAAACCCAGCAGUCCAUCCUCCAACAGCCCCCCUUCACGGAUACCCAAACCCUCCUCACAACCCACCACACCAUGACCCUCCUCUGCGCCUCCGCCCGCCGUCUCAUGGCCCCCGACAUCGCCUCCCCCUCCGUCAACAACUGGCUCAGUCUCCUGCUCACAACAUCCACCCUCGAGCGCCUCCUCGACCUCUUCAGAGCAGCCACAACCGACAACACGACCCCUCCUCCCCACCACCACCGCACAUACCAAUCCUCAUCCCCCUCAGCCUCAUCAUUCUCAUUCUCAUUCCCGUCCCCUUCCCUAUCCUCCCCAAUCGCAACAGCAGUAUCAGCCCUAUCAUCCCACCACCACCACCCCACAAAACUCAAACACUCUUCCACGAUCUCCAUCCCCUCAUCCAGCUGGACCCCCCGCCGUGAAUUCCUCUGGCGCAUGCGCGACGACUGGGCUGAGUUUGUCGCGCUGUCGUCUCCUACACUUCCUCCCAAUCCAUCGUCCCCGAGUGGCCAGAGCCGCGCUGGCAGACGCGAGAGGCUAUCGCUCGCACUACCAGAUCUGCAGAGUGUGUGGUUCGGGGCGGCGCAGAAGGAGAUGGUGCGGAGGGGGGUGAUUCCGCAUGAUUGUGAGGAGAGCGUGCAUAUUUUGCAUGGGUCUGGGGUGCGGUUGGGGUGUGUUUUUUGUGUGGAUGUGGUUUCUUGAUUUACUUAUUUUUAUAUUAAUUUUGUUGGGGGGUCUAAAAUAUAUAUAUAUUAUGGUCCUACGAGGAGAU